Neolamprologus brichardi is the source of this 3353-nucleotide messenger RNA. The record is from RefSeq and is a predicted model, not a curated record. Lineage: Eukaryota; Metazoa; Chordata; Actinopteri; Cichliformes; Cichlidae.
AUGUAAACCGCAAAAAUCAUAACUCUAAGCCAGACGUCUCUGUCCAAAAAUUAAACAAACAAAAACAAGUAUCUGUAAAGACCUAAUAUAUUAUUUUAUUUUGGACUGUACAUUCAAAAAUGUAUAAAAUGUCUUUCUUUUGGUAUUGCAGUCAAAAGCAAUAGAAGGAGCGCAAUCGAGAAAACAGAGAAACAGAAAAGUUUCUUUGACUCGCAGUUCACUGCUAAAAUCCUAUCUAAAGAUUUAAUUUUUUUUAAUUUCCAAUAGACUGUAUCUGUGUGCAUAGUUUUAUAGGCAAACUAGCACUGCAUGGUAUUUUUUUAGUAACGAUUUGUGAUCGAUUGGUUGGGUCUGAAACAGCAGCCGAAGUCAGGCACUUCAAGGUAGUUGCUAGUUGCCACACUUCAAAGGUGUGCACAGUAAAUUUUUCUCCUGUGCUCUGGUGUGAAACGGGAUUCAGCAUCACCUCAGGCUGCUGGUCAUGGGUUUGACCAAGCAGUACCUGCGCUAUGUUGCCAGCGCUGUUUUUGGGGUCAUUGGCAGCCAAAAAGCCAACAUCACGUAUGUGACCCUUCGAGGAGGGGAGAAGGGGCGCUAUGUGGCUGUGGCUGCAUGUGAACAUGUUUUCAUCUGGGAUGUUCGAAAAGGAGAGAAGGUCCUGAUCCUGCAGGGUCAGAAACAUGAGGUGACCUUUCUCUGCCCUUCACCUGAUGGAGUUCAUAUUGCCGUGGGUUACGAAGAUGGUGCAGUAAGAAUCUUCAGCCUGCUGAACGGUGAGAGCAACGUCUCCUUCAACGGCCACAAGUCUGCAGUCAGCGUCAUACACUAUGAUGCACUCGGGGCAAGACUUGUUACUGGCUCAAAGGACACAGAUGUGAUCGUGUGGGACAUCAUCAAUGAGUGUGGGCUGUACAGGCUGAGAGGCCAUAAAGAUGUCAUCACGCAGGCCCUGUUCCUGAGAGACAAGAACCUCCUCGUCACAUGCUCCAAAGACAGUUUUGUCAAGUGGUGGGACUUGGACACACAGCACUGCUUUAAGACUAUGGUGGGCCAUCGCAGUGAGGUUUGGGGUAUGGUGUUGCUGAGCCAGGAGAGUAGGCUGUUGACGGGCUCUGCAGACAGUGAGCUUCGAGCCUGGGACAUCAACUACCUGGAGGAGGCAAAAGCUGAGGGUGAGCCUAAGGUGAAGAAGGGAAAAACUCUGUUGGUUGAUGAUGAUGAAGAAGACGAUAAAGAAGACGUGGAUGAAAGCCUUGAAGAGCGCAUCCUAUCUUGUGAAAAGGCCGGCUCCAUCCUGAGAGAAGCUAGAGAUCGCGUCGUCUCACUGACAACAGACCGCCACGCCAGAGUCAUCGCCUGCCACGGCAACGACUCAGUCCUGGAGCUCUUCACUGUGCUGUCAGAGGAAGAAGUGCAGAAAAAAAUGACAAAGAAGCUGAAGAAAGCCAAAAAAAAGGCCACCAAAGCUCAGGAAGCUUCAGGUGAGGAGACAGAGGAGCCCGUGGUGAAGAAGAUGCUGAAGGACGAGAUCAUCAGACUAACAAACAUCAAGGCAUCUUCCAAGAUCAGGUGGGUGGACUGCCUGUCAUGUGCAGGUGGUGAGCUGAAGGUGGUUCUGCUGCUCCAGAAUAACACAGUUGAGACCUACAGCCUGAAGACCUCACACAAGACCCCCGUAGCCGAUAAAACGGCUCGCCUCACACUCGGGGGACACCGCACAGAUGUGCGCACACUGGCCUUCAGCUCAGACAACCUGGCUGUCCUCUCCGCCUCCGGAGACACCGUCAAAGUUUGGAACAGAUCCACUCUGCAGGUGAUUCGCACCAUGGCCUGCGAAUACGCCCUCUGCUCCCUCUUUGUGCCUGGAGACCGACAGAUAAUCCUGGGAACGAAGAGUGGGAAGCUGCAGAUCUUUGAGCUGGGUUCAGGAAGACGGUUGACAGUGAAGCACAAACGCACUCUGCAGUUGGAGGAAGACGUUCUCUGUGUGAAGUUUUCUCCUGACCACAGACUGCUGGCUGUCUCUUUGUUAGACUGCACAGUCAAGAUCUUCUACACAGACACACUUAAGUUCUUCUUGUCUCUGUAUGGACAUAAGCUGCCUGUACUUUGUCUGGACAUCUCACACGAUAGCACAAUUAUUGCCACUGGCUCCGCCGACAGAAACGUGAAGAUCUGGGGUUUGGAUUUUGGCGACUGUCACCGCUCCAUGUUUGCUCAUGACGACAGUGUCAUGUUCCUCCAGUUUGUUCCCAAGACUCAUCUGUUCUUCACAGCAGGGAAGGACAAGAAGAUCAAACAGUGGGACGCAGACAAGUUUGAGCACAUCCAGACACUUGAGGGCCACCAUCGGGAGGUUUGGUGUCUGGCCAUCAGCCCAAACGGUGACCACCUCGUGUCGUCAUCUCACGACAAGUCCCUGCGUCUCUGGGAGAGGACGAGGGAGCCCAUCAUCCUGGAGGAAGAAAGGGAGAUGGAGCGAGAGGCAGAGUUUGAGGAGAGCUUGGCUAAAGGAGAUGCACCUGUGGUACCGGGAGAAACACAAGGAGAGGCAGCACCUGCUGGCAAGAAGACUGUGGAGACAGUCAAAGCUGCAGAGCGAAUCAUGGAGGCUCUGGAGCUUUAUAAAGGGGAAACAAGGAAGAUGGAAGAGCACAGAUAUGCCUGUGAGAGCGCAGGCAAAGAGCUUCCUCCACCGCAACCCAACCCUAUCCUCAUGGCCUUUGGAAAUGUUUCGCCCUCCCGCUACGUUUUAGAUGUGAUAAAGAAGGUCAGAUCGAGUGAGCUGGAGGUUUCUCUGCUGGUGCUUCCUUUUCCUUAUGUCCCCGAGCUCCUGAAACUCUUCAACAGUUACAUCCAGCAGGGCCUGGAGGUGGAGCUGGUCUGCCGCUGCCUGUUUUUCCUUCUCAAGAUCCAUUUUGGUCAGAUCUCCAGUAACCAGAUGCUGCUGUCUGUCAUCGAUGAACUACGGACCAAUACACUCUCAAAAGUGCGGGAAAUCAGAGAUGUGAUGGGUUUUAACAGUGCAGCCCUGCAGUUCCUCCAGCGGGAGAUCGAGAGCAAAGAGGACAUCAUGUUCUUUGCCGACGCUACAGGUCGCCUGGAGGAGAAGAAGAAAAAGAGGAGGAAGAGGGAGAGGGCCGUCUUGACCAUUGCUUGAAUUAUAAUGAACAUUUUGGAUUGUUUUCGUAUAAACAUCCACUCUCCACCCCAUUCUGCUUUAUUCCAGGAGUGGACCAGAUGCCUCACACUGUUGCUUUUAAUAUGUUAUUAAAUCCUGAACUAAUGUAACAAAGUGUUAUUCAGUGGCAAGCUUCUUUUCCCAAAUAAACUGCGUCUGAGGUUUUCUCACA